AUGUCACUGAAUAAUGAAGACUCUGGACUCACUAAGCACAGCGAAGAUCAUGAACUAGAUGAUAAUGAUGAUAAUGAGGAGGAGGAUGGCCUUAAUAUUGAUGGUUACAACUUCCCGCUGCCACCUAGUACGACGGUAAUACCGCUGAGCUUGGGGAAAAAGGAUGUGAGCUUGGCUAGCACUCAUUCCCCUACUAUAGUUCUUGAGCCAAAUGGGACUUCACCUCGGUUUUCCAGAACUCCAACCAGGGCAAAGAGGCCUCGUCAGACACUCAAAACAUUUGAGGAUUUAAGAGAGUACAAUCAAAAUAGAUCUCAGGCGCAACCUAGAGUUGAUCCUUCAGAGCAACCACGAACUUUGUUCAGAGAUCUCGAUGCUGAAGGGCAUGUAGUCUAUAGUAGCCCUAGUUCCCCAAAUGAAUAUAUUUCAAAGGAUUCGUGGAGCUCUAUACUUAGACCAGAAGGUCAUGAGAGCCAUUAUGAGCUUAACAGUAAUAUAUUUCAACAUGGCAGCCCUCUUCAGGAAAAUAGGUAUCAAGAUAUCAAUAGGCAGACUAGCCCUGAGCCCGAGUCUAUGAAUGAACCGGGAGUCUCUCACGUAAAUGAGAACAGCCCAUUUCGUCACUCACGGAGGUCUUUAGUCAAUCCAAGUUCGACAGAUUCUCAUCAAAUCCUUUCAGCAGAUAAUAAUGCCCAGGAUUUCAGCUUUCCAAACUGUAAUAAUGCCAGCCAAGACGUCAAUGCCGAGCCUCAGCGUGAAUCGAAUGAUUGGAAAUGCGUGAGACAGGAAACAAUGCAUCCAACAGAGUAUCCGGAACUGGUCGCACGCGAUACUGCUGGCAACAAUUUAUCUGAGUCGCAUUCCAAUUUUUCGGAAAUAUUUCCAAGGCAGACAACCCCAGCUAGAGGGUUUAAUAUUACGAAGACGAAUUCACAACAGUUGGCUGAAGCUCGUAUUGGUAUGAGACACGCAUUGAACGAUACCUAUCAACCACCAGUUUCCGCUCCUAGGCCUAUUAGUACCAGCAGCUUUUCAUCGUAUUAUAAUUAUUUGAUAGAUUUUUCGAAAUCUUUUGCAAUUCCUCCAAAAGCCGAGGAGCUUAAUCACGUUCACAAUACCGCUGGGAGUAGUUCUAUACCUAGCAAUGUUUCUGGUACACUUCUGGCCAACGUUAGCUCCCCUUACUCAUCUGAAUCUGGGCCAGGAGAAGAAGAAGGGAAUCCGGUUCCUAGAGAUUUGAUUGAUAAUGACCAGGCACAAGAACCCGAAGGACUAGGAAUAUUUCAAAACCCAAAGGUUCCUGAAAAGGCGCUCUUGAACCCAAUUUCAAACAAACCCAGUGUUUCGUUCGAGAAUGACGACAGUACCUGUCAAGCUACUGCCGUACCGAGAAGCUUAACUGGUCCGGGAAAUAGCCUGGGACACCUUCCACUUAUGUGGGCGGGAUCUAGGGGAUAUACCAACAAGCCACGGGUCAGUGACGCUACACAGGACGCUAAUACUCCGGCACGCUUUGGUUCCAGGUCCAGAGAGGGAACCCCCUCAGCCCCCAAUUCACCUUCAUCACCUGCUUCGACUUCAAGACUCUCAUCACCAGACCCUUUUAUCGAACAAGAUAACCUCAGUAAAACAAAAACAAUGGCAGGUGCUGGAAAAAGGGACUCUAGGGGUUGGAGGGUGGGAUGGGCGGGGAUUCGGGGUAAAAUCUCGGGCGGGACUGUGUGGUCAUCUCUUAGGGGCAAGGGUGGACCGAGGUCAUCUUCGGACCCAGAACCCACCACCACAAAAACUGCACCAGCAAAGAGAACCAAAAGGCUGGUCAAAAAGACCAGUCACAUGAGGAGGAAUCCUCAUGUCAACUCUACAAGUGCUGACCACGUGGAUGGGGAAGCCCCUGUGAACAACGCCCCAAAUGAUGACGCACGAGAGGAACAGGAGAUUCCCGCUGCUAAACGUAGUACUGGCGAUACUGCGUUGGGAGGCAAAACAUCGAUGGGGGGUAGCUCCAAUCUCCACCCGCCCCAACCUGUCGAGCCAGAUACAACUGAUGUUGUAUCAUCAACCCCACUGAGCGGAAGAGUCUCAGGAUUCUGCAGUGAAACCCUGACAACCUUGAGCAGGAUCUGGAACGUUGGCAUCGAGCCAACGUUCGGUAAGCUCAAACGCAAGGUUGUUAUGGCCAAGGUAAAGUCCCAGCCAGUCUACAUGAGGGGUGCCCGAGUGACUCCAACCCUGAGUGAGAGGGUCAAGUACACGAUGGGGCUGGGCGGUAGAAGCAGAGGAGAAGUGCCCGACGGCGGAGAAAAUCCCGAAGGGGUCGAAAUCACUCCAGUAGCCAACCUCCCGGAGGAUUCCCCAAGCAUUGCGAGCAUUGGACUUCCCCCCAUCAAUCCUUACAAUCCGAGAAAUUCGGACGAAGUCGAAACGAGGCAGUUGGUCGAUCCAGUGAAGGAGACAAUUGCGGCAAGAGGCUCCAAGGGGUUGUGGUCAUCAACUGAUGCCGCAACCCCCAAGCCAUUAACUCGGGAGAGCCUUCGGGGUUUUUUGGCCACGUCCGGAAAUAGAGGAGUGAAACCAUCCGAGUGA
Molecule: messenger RNA, 2586 nt
Organism: Morchella sextelata
Lineage: Eukaryota; Fungi; Ascomycota; Pezizomycetes; Pezizales; Morchellaceae
Exons: 5
Coding region: 1-2586 (861 amino acids)
Source: RefSeq, a predicted model, not a curated record